CUCCAUCCCCAUCCCCCGCCAGCGUCUGGGCCUCGUCCCCUUCUCUCUGUCUCCCUCUCGUCCCCCAUCUCGUCCCCCGACACUGACACCCCGAUACUCCUGAACUCUCUUCAGUCCCAGCCUUGCUCUCCAAUCGGCGCCAUCUGAGGGUUUGCCUCCAGGCCACCCCCCCAACUUUGCACAGGCCCCCAAGGGCUACAGAGGACCAUGACUAAGACGGAUCCUGCCCCAAUGGCCCCUCCGCCCCGAGGGGAGGAGGAAGAGGAGGAGGAAGAAGACGAACCAGUUCCAGAAGCCCCCAGCCCCACCCAGGAGCGCCGGCAGAAGCCAGUUGUGCACCCCUCAGCACCUGCUCCGCUCCCCAAAGACUACGCUUUUACCUUCUUCGAUCCCAAUGACCCUGCGUGCCAGGAAAUUCUGUUUGACCCGAAGACCACCAUCCCAGAGCUGUUCGCCAUUGUACGCCAGUGGGUCCCCCAAGUCCAGCACAAGAUUGAUGUCAUUGGCAACGAGAUUCUUCGUCGUGGCUGCCACGUGAAUGAUCGUGAUGGGCUCACAGAUAUGACACUGCUCCAUUAUGCGUGCAAAGCUGGGGCUCAUGGAGUUGGAGACCCUGCGGCCGCUGUGCGUCUCUCACAGCAGCUGCUGGCGCUAGGCGCAGAUGUGACCCUGCGCAGCCGCUGGACCAACAUGAACGCCCUUCACUAUGCCGCCUAUUUUGAUGUGCCAGACCUUGUUCGCGUGCUGCUGAAGGGGGCGAGGCCCAGGGUGGUGAACUCCACCUGCAGUGACUUCAACCAUGGCUCGGCUCUGCACAUCGCUGCCUCGAAUCUGUGCCUGGGCGCUGCCAAAUGUUUACUGGAGCAUGGUGCCAACCCAGCACUGAGGAACCGAAAGGGACAGGUGCCAGCGGAAGUGGUCCCAGACCCCAUGGACAUGUCCCUUGACAAGGCAGAGGCGGCCCUGGUGGCCAAGGAACUGCGGACACUCCUAGAAGAGGCUGUGCCACUGUCCUGCACCCUGCCCAAAGUUACACUCCCCAACUAUGACAACGUCCCAGGCAAUCUCAUGCUCAGCGCGCUGGGCCUGCGCCUAGGAGACAGAGUGCUCCUUGAUGGGCAGAAGACGGGCACGCUGAGGUUCUGUGGGACCACUGAGUUCGCCAGCGGCCAGUGGGUGGGCGUGGAGCUAGAUGAACCAGAAGGCAAGAACGAUGGCAGCGUUGGGGGUGUCCGGUACUUCAUCUGCCCUCCCAAGCAAGGUCUCUUUGCCUCUGUGUCCAAAGUCUCCAAGGCAGUGGAUGCACCCCCCUCAUCUGUUACCUCCACGCCCCGGACUCCCCGGAUGGACUUCUCCCGUGUAACUGGCAAGGGCCGAAGAGAACACAAAGGGAAGAAGAAGUCCCCAUCUUCCCCAUCUCUGGGCAGUCUGCAGCAGCGUGAAGGGGCCAAAGCUGAAGUUGGAGACCAAGUCCUUGUGGCAGGCCAGAAGCAGGGGAUUGUGCGCUUCUAUGGGAAGACUGACUUUGCUCCAGGUUACUGGUAUGGCAUCGAGCUGGACCAGCCCACAGGCAAACAUGACGGCUCUGUGUUCGGCGUCCGGUACUUUACCUGUGCCCCGAGGCAUGGGGUCUUUGCACCAGCAUCUCGUAUCCAGAGGAUUGGUGGAUCCACUGAUCCCCCCGGAGACAGUGUUGGAGCCAAAAAAGUGCAUCAAGUGACAAUGACACAGCCCAAACGCACCUUUACGACAGUCCGGACCCCAAAGGACAUUGCGUCAGAGAACUCUAUCUCCAGGUUACUCUUCUGCUGCUGGUUUCCUUGGAUGCUGAGGGCAGAGAUGCAGUCUUAGAGGCCCUGGAUACCUAACACAGAGACAGAGUCCCCUCUAGCAUCUCCUAACACAAGGAGCCCCCCCAGCCAUCCCAAGAUAGAGAUUCCCAGUGACUUCAGAAUAGAAACCCCGUUAGCCAGCCCUCGAUUACUGAGGUCCCAUUAUUAACAGAUCUCCCACCACGACGACUCCCUAAAUACAGACCUCAUGUUUCCCAAAAGAGAUUCCCUGAGUAGCACCUUCAGGCUAGUCCCUGUCCCCUACUCCUCAGAGCAGAUUCCCCCCAAUAAACAUUUUCCACUUCACCCAAGGGAUGCUGACCCUCUCCACAACAGGACGUUCUUGAGUUACCAGUGAAUUAGAGUCCCAUGAAUGAAGACCCCCCACCCUGGUUCUCCUUAAGCAUAGGUCAUACUUCCAGAAUAGCCAGCCACAUCACUGUCCCCAUUUAACAUCAGUCUCCUCAAAAUGUUGUGACCCCAAGGUCACCAGAAAGCCCUUAUAUUCUACUCUCCUUAUCAGAGAUGCCCCCCAUUCACUUAAGUCCCUGUUCUCACCCCUGAACAAGACACCCACUUAGUCGGCCCACUCACCCCAAUUUACAAACACCAAAACCGUCCUGGAAGCAUGAAUUACAGGACAGCAAGUCUUCCUGCCCUCUGUACCCUGAGAAACCCCCAGUGCCUUGUAUGAAGCCCACCCCACAUGGCCCACAGUCCCUGUGCUGGCCAAGGCUCCCAGAAAAUUCUCUAUUUUUUAAAGUGAUAACUUCCCCCCUUUGGGGGGAAAUCCCCAAAUUUGGAGGCCCCAUUCUAGAACUCUGGGGAGUUCAAAUUCCAGAGAGAAUAUAUAUUAUAUAUGUCCCCAAAUUUCCCAUCCCUCCAAGCCCCACGAUCUCUAGAAGACCCCAAAUUUCUAAUUCCCAGGACUUCCCUACCCAAGUAACAGAAUCUUCAAAUCCCCAGGGAAUCCCAAACUUAAGACCCCAAUCCCAAGCCCUCAGGAAACCCCAACUACAAGGUCCUAAGGACUGGGAGGAAGGACCCUGUUGCCAGGCUCUCAGGGCAUCUCAAACCUGACUCCCAGGCACCAGGAGACCCCAAACAGGAAGUCCCAUCUUUGGAACAAGGAUAGAGGACUCUAAUACUCUUAGUCCAUGGAUCAUCUAAUCUCUCAACCUCCAAAUUCCAUGGGCCCCAGCUUCAAGGGAACCCCCAAGUCCCAAAUCUCUGAUUACUAAUAUGUGCAGGGCCCCAGGGCUCUAACAGGACCCCAAGUCAUGGAGUCCCUACUUCAAUCUACCUUCCGGUCACAGGUCCAAGACACUAAAUCUGAGUCAUUGGCCCCAAAGGACUUCACAGCUCCUGGGCCAGACCAACAGCCUGCGGGAGAACCUGAGGGCCCCAUAGGUCCAGAGCAGACCUGGGGCCCUGACCACCAAGGACAGCUCACGACUGCCCCUUCACUGCAUGUCCCUAAAAUCAGCAUGACUCCUGUCCUCUUCAAUAAAGACGUUUCUAUGGCC
This is a messenger RNA of Mus musculus (house mouse), 3358 nucleotides long. RefSeq names its product CAP-GLY domain containing linker protein 3 (gene Clip3). NCBI's taxonomy places the organism in Eukaryota, Metazoa, Chordata, Mammalia, Rodentia, Muridae. The record is from RefSeq and is marked validated. The coding region runs from base 208 to 1851 and encodes 547 amino acids. Gene Ontology annotation, cellular component: trans-Golgi network membrane; membrane raft; Golgi stack. Gene Ontology annotation, biological process: negative regulation of microtubule polymerization; positive regulation of apoptotic process; membrane biogenesis. Gene Ontology annotation, molecular function: microtubule binding; ganglioside binding. The transcript has 14 exons.